Messenger RNA from Prunus armeniaca (apricot), 303 nucleotides. NCBI's taxonomy places the organism in Eukaryota, Viridiplantae, Streptophyta, Magnoliopsida, Rosales, Rosaceae. The record is from the annotation of a GenBank genome assembly.
AUGAGGAUCAUAACUUUCGUAAUCUCGUUCAAUUGUAUGGAUAUCAAAACCAUUAUGGUGAGACUUUUGGGAAGUAAUACUGGACAGGAAAAGUACCCUUGCUAUAGGCAUAAUUGGCAGGUCACCAGCAGCAAGCCAGCAAGCACUACUAAUGGAAAUAGUUCUCACAAUUUUUCAAUUUCUAACACAGGAUUGGGAUCUAGUGGACUCGGCGGAGAAGAUACGACAGGUAAAAGAGAAGAGAACAAGAAAAUCCGGAAAAAAGACCAUGACACAAAGCAACUAUCAUAUGUACGAGCAUAA